CCCUAGCAGGGAUGAUUUGGUCAGCAUGGCCCUAAAAUUUGCAGCGAAUAUAUCGUUUACAUUUUUGGAGCAUAAAAAUUUCCUUGAUAGAUACCAAGCAGCCAAAAGAGCAGGUUUCAAAGCUGUGGAAUCAGGUUUUCCACCAGAUAUUCCUAUUGAGGAAUUAUCUAAUGCCAGAGAAAAUGCACAAAUAGAACAGAUUCUCAUGAAUGCUUUUGAUGGAGGUUCUCAAGGACUUGCAGCAGUACCUGGUAGAGAGGAAGAAUUUAAGCAAUGUUUAGAGUUAUCUAUCAAAUAUGCUGAAGCUGUUAAAUGUACAAGAUUGCAUGUAUUAGCUGGUGUGUUUCCUGAGGGUGUUACUAGCACAGAUAACAAGUCAGUGGUGCUAUGGGAGGAGACAUAUGUGAAGAAUAUGAAAUAUGCUGCUCAGAGGCUAAAAGAGAAUGGAAUCACCCUCUUAGUAGAGCCUAUCAGUACAAUACCAGGGUAUUUUUUAACUAAUUCACAACAAGCAAUCAAUUUGAUCAAGAAAGUAGAUCAUAGAAAUAUGAAACUUCUGUUGGAUUUGUUCCACCAUCAGCGUACAACUGGUAACAUAACACAGACUCUAAAUGAUUCCAUGCCUUAUAUAGGCCAUAUCCAAAUAAGCCAGGUGCCAUCACGAAAUGAACCAGAUUUAGAUGGCGAAAUCAACUAUCCUUUUGUAUUCUAUCACAUAGCUAAACUAGGAUACAAAGGCUGGAUAGGCUGUGAAUAUCAUCCAAGAGGUCAAACGGAAGACGGUUUAGGAUGGUUAGCGCCUUAUCUUGUUGAUCAAUAAGAUCUAAUCUUUCAGACUGCUGUCUAGACUUGGCUGUAAUAUUUGCCUUUUGAAACUGCUAAAUUCAUAAUGAAUGGAAUAACUUGAAAGUUACCCAUUAAGGCCAGAAGGCUCACUGGAAAGAAAUCUCCAAGUUCUUACUUUAUGAUCUUUCACAUACUAUUCAGUAAUUCUGCUAUAGUGAUAUAGGUUACAUUUUCUGAUGCAGCUAUGAAUCGUUUCAAACUUACUCUCUUAGGAUCUGUUAAUUACUUAUUCUCCCUCCUAACUGCUUCACAUGCUGUUAUAAAACAAUGUGGAGAAUUUUUUUUUUUAACUGGAUAAAAUUCUCUUACUGAUAGGUUUGUCUAUCUUUACCACCUGUUUGCUAGACAAUGUCUUGUUGAUGUAGGGAUAAUUAACAUGCAAAUUACUUCUUGGGUUGAAACAGUCAAAUUAUUUAUAUGUGUUUCUUAAACUGUGGUUCAAAUUACUGAUAUGAUGUUAACAAUCUUUUAUCUUAUUGCUAACGAUAAAUUCAUUAUUAUUUAUUUUUCACAAGUUAA
Molecule: messenger RNA, 1365 nt
Organism: Pocillopora verrucosa
Lineage: Eukaryota; Metazoa; Cnidaria; Anthozoa; Scleractinia; Pocilloporidae
Product: putative hydroxypyruvate isomerase
Source: RefSeq, a predicted model, not a curated record